GACUUGAGGAGGAGAGAAUAAAGGGAGGAGGCAACAGGGAAGUGAAAGCAGGAAUAAUCCUGCACAUGAAACUAUUGUGUGUGAGAUGUGGUUCUGAGGCUUCAUCAUUUAUGACUGCGAUUGCUUCCCCUGAGAGACAGCGAGAAGAGUGUGUGAGAAUCAACACGAUGCAGUGGUGGGCUUUACUCGUUGUUGUUUAUCUGUCCGUGAACCGGGCAGCAGCUCAGCACCACAGGAAAGCUCUGUAUCCAUCGGCGUUUAGGAUAAAGCGUGGGACAUACUCGCUGAUCAACCCCACGUUCCAGCACUCAGCGGAGGACGUCAAUCUGCUUUUUGAGAUUCUCCUGGCUGGAAUGCAGAUCCAAGGUGAGGAGCACACCCUCCUGAUCCCAGAUGAGGAACUGGCCUCCCUGAGAAGUGUGGAGAAGCUGGAGGUCAUUUGCGAGGACGUCCUGCCCAAGAAGCUCUCCGACAUCCGCCGUCUGACAGCCGAACUCGUCCAGCGGCGGCAGCCUCUGAGCUGGCAGGACUUUGAGAGGACAGUGCUGACUCUAGUGUACACCACUCAGACGCUGGCUCGAAUCACCAACCAGCACCAGAGAGAGGCGUGGACGGACAGCCUGAUCCAGCUGUUCCGAGCUCUUCGAAAAGACCUCAGACCCUCUUGAGGAAGAUUGAGAAGUUGUAUUUUUUGAAAGAAGUUUUCUGUGUCUGUAGUGUGUGACACUACAAGUCUUGAGUUUAGUCUUUUCCCAAUUCCAUGCAAUGUAAUAAAUGAAUGUUUUUAAAAAAAAAAAAAAAAAAAGCUCAUUAAAAAAACUCAAGGUCUAUGCUCCUUUUUUCCAGAGCUCUCAACCGCAGACUCCUUAAAAAAGACAGUGAGUGUCAAGUUCAUUUUUACCAGCUACUCUCUCCAAGUUCAGGAGUGAACUUUUAUCCUCAAGAGAUCAGUGUAGUUCACUCUCCUGCACAAUGCUGCAGUACAUGAGCUGUCAGCGUGGAAGACUUUAGAAGGUUCAGGCCUUUUCUUUCAGUGCACUGCGGGAGAAUAGUACCCACCAGAAGCUAAUUAAAAAAUCAAUCUGGGGUUCGGUUCCCACACUUGUAGUGUGGAGCACUGAGGUGUGACUUUACACACCCCCAGAAAGUGGACAAGUGUGUGUGUCGUGUCCCAUGUCUGAAAAAUGGAAGCAGGCUGUGUCUUCUAGUCUUUGUAUCAUCAUAUGUUUUGUACAGAAAAAAAGAAAUAGCUCCACGAUUUACA
Molecule: messenger RNA, 1264 nt
Organism: Amphiprion ocellaris (clown anemonefish)
Lineage: Eukaryota; Metazoa; Chordata; Actinopteri; Pomacentridae
Product: protein FAM180A
Exons: 3
Coding region: 66-668 (200 amino acids)
Source: RefSeq, a predicted model, not a curated record